Messenger RNA from Schizosaccharomyces cryophilus OY26, 1892 nucleotides. RefSeq names its product fumarate lyase superfamily protein. The coding region runs from base 481 to 1818 and encodes 445 amino acids. The transcript has a single exon. Gene Ontology annotation, molecular function: catalytic activity. NCBI's taxonomy places the organism in Eukaryota, Fungi, Ascomycota, Schizosaccharomycetes, Schizosaccharomycetales, Schizosaccharomycetaceae. The record is from RefSeq and is a predicted model, not a curated record.
ACAUUUUGAUUUCCAUAGGCAUUUCCAAAGGUACGAACAUUAUAGAGAUACUCUGAUCUGUAAAAGACUGAAACCAAUAAAUUUGUACUUGCAAGUGACAGUCGAUGGCUCAAAGAGUCUAUGCGACAAAACAUAUGUAAACAAUAUUAAUGCAAGCGAAAGAAUGAGAACGUUGAGUAAACUCUUUUCAAAUCAUUUGGAAGCCGUAAAGGUAAACAUAGCUUUGUCUUCAAAUUUAAAAGUUUGAGUGUUUACUAGGUAAGUAAAUUCUUGGCAUAAAGUUGAAAGACAAAGAUUCAUUUUUAUGAAAACUGAAGUUGUAUUCUAACUUUUUCCUUUCUCAACUGCACUUUGACUGCAGAAUGGCUUGAGCGUAACAAGAUGAAAUCAUACGUAGGUAGUUUCCGAUACGGGUGAUUUACGAACAAUCGUAUUCUUUGGCAAACUUUUCUUCCAUGUACCUUAUUUUUUCCAGUAGACAUGCCAACGAGUGUUUUCGAUUCUCUUGUCUUUCGGGGAAUUUUUGGAGAAGCCAAAAUUAGCCAAAUUUGGUCAGACGAAAAUCGCACCCAACAGUAUCUGAAUUGGGAGUCAGCUUUAGCGAAAGCAGAAUCUUCAUUGGGACUCAUUCCACAGGAAGCCGCAGAAGAAAUUGGUCGUGUAUGUCAAGUGAAGAAUAUUGAUUUCCAGAGACUAGAAGAUGAAACAUUGACGAUUGGAUAUCCAGUAUUGGGCGUUGUACAUCAAGUUGCAAAGCUUUGUAAAGGAGAUGCAGGUAAAUACUGCCAUUGGGGUGCCACCACACAGGACGUUACGGAUACAGCUACGAUUCAACAAAUACUGGAGAGCCUUGAAGUUAUUCGGGGUUACUUGGACAAGGCGAUUGAGCUUACAGAAGCCUUGGCUCGAAAAUAUAAGGACACACCAAUGGUAGGAAGAAGUAACUUGCAGCAAGCAGUUCCCAUCACGUUUGGAUUUAAAAUGGCUCGUCUUCUUUGUACGUUCCACCGACAUAUCAAGCGCUUGGAUGAGUUGGUCCCACGUCUCUCUGUUGUUGAAUUUGGCGGUGCUUGCGGCACUCUUGCCUCUUUAGGGAAUAAGGGUUUAAAAGUCCAGGAAUUACUUGCUAAAGAACUUGGACUUUCUCCUCCUGAGAUUGCUUGGCAUACAGAACGAGACCGGAUUGCAGAAGCAGGAUGCUUUUUGGGUCUUGUCACAGGAACUUUAGGUAAGUUUGCCUUGGAUGUGAAAUUGAUGAUGCAGAAUGAAAUUGGGGAAGUAAAUGAGCCUUACAUUGCCAACCGAGGAUCAUCUUCCACUAUGCCCCAAAAAAGAAACCCAAUUUCCUGCGUAUAUAUUACAGCUUGCGUGUCUUGUGUGCGGCAAAAGGUUGCGGCUUUGCUGGAUGCCAUGGUAGAAGAUCAUGAACGCUCAACUGGGACAUGGGAAAUUGAAUGGAUUGUGUUGCCAGAGAUAUUUUCCCUGACAGCUGGAGCAUUAAAGCAAACCGUAUUUGUGCUUCAGGGUCUUGAGGUGAAUCCUGAGAGAAUGAAAGCCAAUUUAAGCUUAACCAAAGGUCUCAUUUCCUCUGAAGCAGUGAUGAUGGGAUUGGCAUCAUUCCUUGGGCGUGAUGAAGCACAUGAUUUGAUUUAUUCAUUGUGUAAAAAAGCCAACGAGGAAAAUCAAUCCUUGGAAGAAGUAUUGUUACAAGAAAAGAAAAUCACUGAUCACUUGACAAGGGAACAAGUGCUAAAUCUCACCAAUCCAGCAAAUUAUUUAGGACAGACUUUGGAAAUGAUUGAUCUUGUCUUGAAAUGAAUACACUUGAAUGUUUAUGAAUGGGCGAUAUUUUAUAAUUUGGAAAUGGGAUAUAUUUUUAAUAAAGAUAAUUA